Messenger RNA from Diaporthe batatas, 3503 nucleotides. RefSeq lists its product as uncharacterized. Lineage: Eukaryota; Fungi; Ascomycota; Sordariomycetes; Diaporthales; Diaporthaceae. The transcript has 2 exons. Bases 53 to 1603 code for a protein of 516 amino acids. The record is from RefSeq and is a predicted model, not a curated record.
AUUGACCUCUUAAUCCAGCUCUCCCGGGGUCUCCAUCUUCGCAACCUCAACCAUGCAGAAGCGUGCCGUCAACCGGGUCACCAAACCGAACACCUUCCGCCGACCCAACCGCAGGCUCGACGAGGACCAACUGGCCGCCCACUUCGAGGGCUCCGAAGAGGAAAACGCCCUUUAUCGCGCCGCCGCCGCGGUCGCGAACGCAGAGGGCCAGGAUGUCGUCGACACAGGCGAGGCCGUGAUGGACGAGGACGAGGUGGGCAAUGCAUUCAAGAACGACCAGGCGCAGCACGACGAUGUCAACCUGCAGGGCGGCGAAGGCGACGGCGACGUCCUCCACCACCAGCAACAACAACAUCAUCAUCAUCAUCAACAAGGCGACGCGCUGGACCACGAGAUGCCCAUGGCGCCCAUGAGCGCAGAGCCACACCACCAGCAGGCGCACCACGUCGGCCACCAGAACCUCGACGACAUCCUCAGCCACGCAAGCAUGACCUACGCGCAGGCCGCCGCCGCCGCCGCCGACCUGCAACCCCCGCCGCCGCCGCAACCCAACGUCGGCAGCGCCGCCACGAUAUCCGCGCCGCAGCCCCUCGUCGCCGCGACCGACUUCCAGCCCACGCCCUCGACAAGCCACAACAACACGACGCAGACCUCCUCGGGGGGCGGGGCCCAGCAACAGCAGCAGCAGCAGCAGCAGCAACAACAAGAACAGCAGGACCCGCCCCAGCCGCCGCCCAAGACCACGGAGCAGAUGGCCGAGGAGUCCGGGUACGCGGGGUUCAAGGUCGACAGUGCGUUCGCCAAGCGCAUGUCGCGCGACCCCGGCCAGCGCCUGGCCGAGCAGCGGCGGCAGGGCCAGGACCUCAACCUCGUGCGCCGCAGCAACGUCGAGGCCCUCUUUGCCCAGAUCGCCGGGUCCGAGGCCGCCAACCCCUGUGCCCACUGCCGCAAGGGCCAAGGCCCCUGGACCGUGUGCGUCGUCUACAGCGGCCAGAUGAUGGGGAGCUGCGCAAACUGCUGGUUCAACGCCUCCGGCUCGAGGUGUUCCUUUCAUGAGAAGUCACAACCUCCCCUCCCGGGCGCGCACCACCCCUACGCCACACUCCCAGUAGCGAUGCCCGUCCUCGGCCAGGAGCAAGCAAUAGGCGUGGGGCCGGGCGGGGUGGUGGGACCCGGCGGCGGCGGCGGCGGCGCACCAGCCGGCGGGCAGCAGCACAUGGUGGGCUCCCCGGCGCAGUUGCAGGCCGCGCAGCUGUGGCAGGCGCCCGCGGCGGUCUUCUCGCACGACAGCGGCGUCAAGCACACGGUGCAGAACGCGCUCGUGCAGGUGCGCCAGGCGGACCGGUACACGCGGGCGCUGAUCGAGGUCGAGGUCGCGGCCAAGCAGCUCGCGCUCAAGAUCGUGCACGCCGAGGAGCUGGCCGCCAGCCUGGGCGUGGGCGUGGGCGCCGAGGGCGACGAGGAGGACCACCACCACCAGCAGCAGCAGCAGCAUGACCAGCAGCAUGCCGUUGACGAGGACGAGGAGGCGCGUCACGGCGGGAGCGGGUAUGAGUCGCCCGCGCCGGGCGGGAACGGCAUGCCCGAGGACGGGGAGCCGUAGCUGCCCGGAUAAGCUCCUCCGGGCCGGGACAUCACGCUCCCCUUCAUAGGUGCAUAUUCUGGCUUCGAGCUAUAUAUUCUCUGAGGGGUAUCCCCAGCAGCAGAGAGUUUCUCCGUGUGACGAGAUUUCUUCGUGUGACGAGAGGUGACUUGGCCAGCAGGCAGGAUACUUAGGUAGGCAGGCCAUGAGUUGGCUAGUUGGUCCUCAUUAGAAGAGACACCAAGAACAGAAUUCAAAUCAUGAUACCUACUACGCACGCGAGCAGAAACAACCUAGUGCCCUUGGGCUGGCAAGGCUGUCCGUCACAUUCCAGGCAAGCUGUAUGUCGUAUGCAAGUAAUAAUACAGACAGACAAACCAGGCGCGGGCCAAGAACCCGCCACAACAUGAAACAGCGAAACAACGCAUGGCAUGAACACAGCACGCAACACACUCACGUCAGCUGAUCUGCUGGCCCUUCCCAUUCCUGCCAAACCCCCCUCCCCCCCCGGGAAUCCAUCCCAUCUUUGGGAGUGGAGAUCGCCAGCGCCAGUGUCGCACGAGCACAAACAGUAUCAGCCCCACGCGGGCCCAUGGCCUGCCGAAAGGAGGGUUAGAAUAUUCCUCAGCCUUUCACCUGUUUUCCUCUCUCCCCUCUUUUUCUCCCCCUUCUGGGCCAAGUGCCCUUUUCCCCGGGGUCGCAGGUUGUUGGGUUGAGGGCUGGCAGGCGGCGGGGCGAGAAGAAGAAGAGACGACACAAGUCACACAGACACAGCCACCACCAUCACCGACCCGCUUCGUUUGUGGUCGUGUUCAGACGAGCGGGCGGCCGGUUGCGCCUUGGGGACUGGCAUGUGCAAUCUGAAGUAUGUUGCCCUAGGUGAAGCCUCACGCAAAGAAAACAAAACAACAGACUUGGGCCCGUCUCCCCCAGGUGGUAACUCUCAAACACAUCUAAAUCACGCGGUUUGUCGCCUAGUGAGAAAAUGAAAUCCCCGACUGAUUGGUUUGGCAGCGGGAACCAGAACGGGUAACGAGGAAGUAAAAAAAACAAAAAGAGAGAGAGCCAAGAUCAUCACCCGUGAUCACCGGCGUGACAGCGGCAGCAACUCGAACCCGACAUGACAGUGACCAUGACAAUGACAUAUAUGCCCAGGCACGCCGUGAUAAUAACGUCAAAAUGGAACCCCUCCCAGCCUGGAACACAACAAAAAAAAGGUGGUGCGCCGCAACCGCACGCAGCGCGCCGCAAUGAUCGUCCACUCGCAUGCUGCCGCACACACACACACACACACACACAUAUACCCCAGACCAAUUGAAUAUAACGCAUGUGCGCGUGUGAGUGUGUAACUACAGAAUGAACGCAUACCAGCCCAGCAAUGCAGAGAACCCCCCUCCCCCCCAACACCAAACCAACCAGGGAUGAUACCUGCACCCCGGCGGCGAGCUGCGACCGGCCGCACGCCAACAUGGGAGGGGAGGCACCUGGUCCGAAGUUUCAGUGCGGCCGUAGGCCGCUCGGGGCCAGUCACACGUCCUCGGGCGGGCGGGCGGGCGCCCUGUAUACUUAGAUUUUAACGCAUGCAUUCUGUGCAUGCAUGUUCGGGCGUGCGUGCAUCUCUCUCUCUCUCUCUGUGUGUGUGUGUGUGUGAGUCGGCGCGCAAAGUUCAGAUCCAGAGGGACAGCCGCAAAAAGGCUAUCCUGCCUUGCCUGGCCUUGCCCCCCACCAGAUCUUGCAUAGUUGGGGCUGCUGGUCGCAUGUAGAAUGCGGGACUGACUCUGGCAAACUCUCCUGCGCAAGGCCGGAUCAAUCAGCUUGUGAGAGGAGUGCUGGUUGAUAAGUGUGGUGGUCAGCGCCAGCCGGCAAUUGAUGGGGCCAGCGAGAGGGAACCAUAGAAUAGGUAAAGGGUAUUGUAAAAUAU